GUCCUCUUCUGGGUACCUUGUUAUUCUUGCCGUCUCUGCUGAGUUCUUGGCUAGACACAGUUGCAUUUCUGUGGAGGCCUGGGAAGAUGCUACCCAAAGAGAGGGCACUGGCCUCCCCUAGAGGCUCUCCACCUCACCCAGAACUACCUACUUUGCGGCUGGAAGAUAGAUUCCAACAGGAAGAGCCUAGCCAGCAGGAGGAACCCAACCAGGGGGAAAUACUCAUUAAACAACAAGAACCUAGCCAGCAGGAUGAAUCCAUGCAGGAAGAAGAACCCAUCCAGCUGCUAGAACCUACUCAGAGGGAUGAGCCCAACCAGGGAGAAGAAUCCAGUCAGCAGGAUAAUCUUCCCAACCUGAGGGAAGAACUCAGUGAGCAGCAAGAACCCAGCCAGUGGGAAGGACCUGGCCAGGAGGAUGUACCCAUGGAGCAGGAAGAACCAAUGCAGCAGGAUGAGCCUUGCCUGUGGGAAGAACCCAUGCAGCAAGAUGAACCCAUGCAGCAAGAUGAACCCAUGCAGCAGGAAGAGCCCAUGCAGCAGGACAAACCCAUCCAACAGGAAGAACUCAUCCAGCAGGAGCCACCCAUUCAGCAGGAUGCUUCCAUCCAACAGGAACUCAUCCAGCCCAAAGAGUCAAUUCAGCAAGAGCUGACCCUGCAGGAGGAUGCCAUUCAGCAGAAUAAGUCCAUCCAAAAGGAAGAAUUUAUCCAGCAGGAGGAGCUCAUUCAUCAGGAUUCUUCCAUUCACCAGGAACUCAUUCAGCAAGAGGAGUCCAUUCAGCAGGAUAUGUCCAUCCAAAAGAUAGAUUUCAUUCAGCAAGAGAAGCCCAGCCAGCAGGAGGAAGCCAACCAACAGAAAGAUCCUACUCAAAAGGAUCAACCCAGCCAACAAGAAGAGCCCAGCUAUCAGAAAGAACCUAACCAGCAGGAAGAACCCAGUCAACAGGAAGAGCCUAGCCAACAGGAAGAGCCUAGCCAACAAGAAUUGCCUAGCCAACAGAAAGAGCUUAGCCAACAGGAAGAACCUAGCCAGCAGGAAGAACCUAGCCAACAGGAAGAGCCUAGCCAGCAGGAGGAACCCAGCCAACAGGAAGAGCCUAGCCAACAGGAAGAACUCAGCCAACAGGAAGAGCCUAGCCAACAGGAAGAACUCAGCCAACAGGAAGAGACUAGCCAAAAUGAUCAACCCAACCAACAGGACAAAUCCAGCCAACAGGAAGAACCUAGCCAGCUGAAGGAAACAGAAACUAUCACUGAGAGAUCUGCUGCUGACCUUGAGAUUUCCCGCCUGCGCUUUCGGGAGUUUGUCUACCAGGAGACAGCUGGGCCUCACCAGACUCUGGCGAGGCUUCAUGAGCUAUGCUGCCAGUGGCUGGGGGCUGAGGCUCACUCCAAAGAGCAGAUCCUGGAGCUGCUGGUUCUGGAGCAGUUCCUGGGCAUCCUGCCAGACAGGGUUCGUCCCUGGGUGGUAGCCCAGUAUCCUGAAAACUGCAAGAAGGCUGCCUCCCUGGUGGAGGGUCUCUCUGACAUCCUGGAGGAGCCAGGGAUUAUGCUGUGUUCCCUGGGUGGAUCAUCGUCUUCAUUCAGCGAGGGCGACAAUGAGAGGUGUCCUGAGCCCCUGCUGCUACCAAGUGGGUUGUUGAGUCCCAGCAGAAACCUAAGACCUAGGGACACCCUUGUACGCCAUGAUACUUCUCCCAUCCUUCCAGCCUGGCCUACUCUGGAAUCUGUACAUCUGGAUGAAGAACAUCCAGGAGCAAAGAUUGAAGAGGCUAACUCUGCCACAGCUGAGCCAGAGGAGCCUCUACAGUCAGAAUGGGAACAGCUGGACCCCACAGAAGAUAACCUGACCAGUUACAGCAAGCUGCUCCUGGGGGGGUGUCAGUUGUUCCAGGCUGGUUCAUCCUCCACACUGGAUACAGAGGAACCAGAGGGACCCUGUGUGGCCGAAGAACGGCCAGGAGGCAGCCUCUCAGGCAGCACCGGGCAGCGGGAAAGCAAAGGAAAUGUGUGUGAGGAGGUCUCCAUGGGGGACGCACUGAUGGAGAGACUUUCGGGGGAUGUCCCUGUCGAUACUGCCGAGGAGGAGGGGGGGAGGCUACCCCAGAAGGCUCUGGAUGCUGAGGAUGAGGAUUCAAAGCCUGCCGGUCCCCAGAGGCAACCAGUUAUCCCGCAAUCAGCCCGGGACGAGGAUACCACGCAUCAAGGCACUGGGACAAAGAGGCCCCAUCCGGAUGAUGAGGAUGAAGAGGAGGACCCCGAGUGUCCUUCCAGCGCCAGCAGCUAUAAGCUGCCGUUUGAGGCUGGGAAGGUGCUUCGCGUGGAUGGGCAUGACUCUGGGAAGGACCCGGGAACUUCUGCGGGAUGCCCCGCAGCUGAUGAGUGUGAUACGUCCCAAGGGAAGCCCUACAGGUGUAGGGAAUGUGGGGAGACCUUUGCGUGGAUCUCGAACCUUAUGGAGCAUCACGAGAGCCACAGCACUGAGACGUGCCCUGUGAGCCAGGACUGCUAGGAAUCCUUUCAGUUCAGCCUGGCUGUGGGUCAAGCCUAAGAGGCAUAUACAAAAAACAAACAAACAAAACAAAACAAAAAACAAAAAGCCACGCCCAGAGCCCCUCUGCCACAAGCAAAGCUCACAGGCGAGAGGAUUGACAGCUCCUAGUGUGUGGGUGGUUUUCCCUGUUCAACCGGAGGGGUAAGGAUGAGCAGCUCUGCUGUGAGUAUCCCGUGGCGUGACAGUUGUAGCAUGAGCGAUCCUUGAGGCUCACGUGUGGUGGCAGCUUCCUGUGGUGUCUACGGGCACAUCUGGGUUUACUUUCUGGAUGCCAAUGUGCUGAAAGCAACUGGAAGUGGGCAUGGCCCAUAGGAAGCCCUCAUCUUGGAAACACACCUCCCGUUAACGUCCUGUCCUGUAAGCCAUCGGAUGGAAGGGAAAACUCCUUUUACGUAGUGUUUUAAUACAACACAUACUCUGGUCAUUUGACAUUGUACAAAGUGUGGAGUUGCCUUCAAGCAUGCGAUCCGUUGGCGCUUUCUUGAGCUUUUCUCGCCUCAGUUGCUUCUCCUGGAGAUCCCUGUUCACACAUAAUUCCCGCCAUCUAUUUGGCCUUUUUUUUUUGUAAAUAUGCGAUGUCAGGUUUUACUUCUGAGUCCUCAAGAGCAAAAGCUCCUGAGUUCAAGUCCCAUGUCUUUUAAUGUAUGCAGUCGUUUGCAAAGAUCACAAGCAAUGUUUAUUUCAGACUGGGUUUCAACCCAUUAGUGUGGAUUGUGAAAUCCAGACAGCGGAUGGCCACUGGCAUGACAAAGCAGAAUAAAGUAGUAAAGGCAAGUAUUGUCUUGUGAAACUUCUCAGCCGUGUAUCUAAUAUGAGAGCUGGCUACCAUGUUAAAUGUAUUUACUAGGGGGUGUGAUCAAACCGGCUUUAGAAAUACUAACAAAGGUCAAAGAAAAGUUCUGUAUCUGAGCUAAGAGAGCCAAACGUGGCCUACAUAGGUGAUCUCAUGGUUUUGCUUUAACUUCGGAUUACAGCAUUGUUUCUGUUGCCUUACCAUACAUUUAAUUGCCCUGCAGAUACAGACAGGUGUCUCUUUCUAAAGUUUUGAAGAGGCAAUUUAUGUAGCCCCCCAA
Cricetulus griseus (Chinese hamster) is the source of this 3628-nucleotide messenger RNA. The record is from RefSeq and is a predicted model, not a curated record. Lineage: Eukaryota; Metazoa; Chordata; Mammalia; Rodentia; Cricetidae.